UGGUGACUCGGACUGUCAUUCUGACAAACAUCUACUUUUCCGUCGCACGGAAGAAAUUAUGGCAGGUUUGCAACUACAUGAAUAUGAGUGAACGAGUUUGGGUAAAAUUAAACAGUAAAUGAGUUUUUGUUUUAAUUUUCGGGUGUACUGUCCCUUUAAAGUUGCCCCCUUCUUCCUCCGUAUGUUUGCUUCAGGAGGAAGUACUUCCAGCCAGUCCCACACUGUAGGACGAGAAAAUGUUCCUAGCUGGAUCAGCAUUGAUUCUCAGUCUAUCGUUUAUGAUAUAGUGUUUUAAUGAGAGUGCAAUAAACGGUAGUUAGCGUAAACAGGAGCUAGCACAAGACCAUUCAUCGCUAGCCUUUGCUUGCAAGUGUAUGGACUGAAAAUUUGAGUAAACUAAAAGAAGGUUCAAUAAAAACAGUGAAACGGUUGCACACCAACGAUAUGAUUUUACAAUUUGGUUGAACGUCUAAUGAGGAGCUGGAGGAUACAUUGUUGGCUUGUUUAUAAUCAACGGAAGUAAGUUUUUCCCAUCCACAUACUCGUCAUUAUGUCCGAAGCCAUACACUCGUUUCAGUCCCAGCUGUCCGGGGUCAUGGAGACCGUUUUCAAAGCUGCCAUGUUUGAGAUCACCAGGCUCGUGGAGGACAGUUUCGUGAAGGAAGUGUCCCGCAGUCGAGAGCAGGUGGAGACUCUGAAGAAGAGGCUGCAGUGGAGCGAGUGCAGAAGGAAAACCCAAGAGAUAAGCGUCAGGAGACUGAGGUGUGCAGAGUGUGACAAAGCCCGUGUAGGGAACGAUGAACGAGAAGAAGUGUCACCACAGUCAGAAAAUGAACGCAGCCUCAAGCAGGAGAGAGUUCCAGAUGGGAUCUGGGGAAGCUGUGAGUUGGAGACUGACACACUUAUGGGAAAAGAGAGAUUGGAAGAUCAAACCAGCCCCAGUAACAUAACAGAGACUGCUGGUACAGAGAACAGGAAACUAGACUGCAUAUUGAAAGAGGAGGCCCUCUAUGUCACUGCCGGUAAUAAGGAGCUUCAGGAUGGGUGGACACUGGACACUGAAGGAGCUGAGACGACGGAUUUCUCUGCUCACAGUUACAGUGAGCAAGAGCUGCAACAGAUUCAGGAAGACUGGGGCUCUGGACUUGAUCAGACUGCUGACAGUGAGACUUACGCAAAUAUCGUAGAUGUUCAGGGCUUGCCAUACCGAACACGUUACGAUGCAGAAGAGCUCGCGAGCUACAGCGUACAUGAACUGAACAUGGGAGACCUGGACGGUCUUGGAGAAAAAACUCAAGACACAUUGGAUCAUGCAGUAUCGGUUGCAGCUGGAACUGAUCAAAAGGACCUGGACGUAGUUGAGGAAGGUGGGAGACGUCACAGCUCUUCCAUUAGGAGUAAGAGAGGAAACAGAGGAUCUUUACCUGCACAAGUCAACCCUGAAACAGAAGACGUGGAUAGAGACAUGCACUGUUUACUUAUUAAUGCCGAUGGCCACUUGCAAGACAUGAGCGCUCUCACGGAAGUUCGCAGUGGGAUUGCAGAAGGUUCUGGAAAUAGAGGACACACACUUUACUCUGGAGACACAGCUAGUGGUGCACUUUAUAAGGGACAUGCAUUGAAUCACUCUCUGAAAUCUAAUGUUGGACAAGCAUUAGGUGACAGCAGGGCGUCUGUGAAAGUCUACCCAGUCUCCCAUCGAGUCGGUUCAAGUGCCGCAUACACUUGUAACCAGUGCGGUAAGAAGUUCACUCAGGCCUGCAACCUAAAAGUCCACCAGCGUGUCCACCAGCGGGAAGGUCUCCACUUGUGCAACCACUGUGGGAAAGGUUACUCGUCCUUCAGUGACCUGCGUAAGCACCGAUGCAGCCAGACCGGAGACAAACCCUACACCUGCACGCUUUGUGGGAACAAAUUCAGCCGACUAUGGAAUCUCAAGCUGCAUCAACGCAUUCACACGCAGGAGAAACCACACAAAUGCACUCUGUGCAGUAAGAGCUUUACCCGGGCUGACAUCUUGAAAGUCCAUCAACGUACCCAUACAGGAGAAAGACCAUACUGCUGUGGUAUCUGUGGACUGAGCUUCAAACGAAUGGACCAUCUCAGGUCACACCAGCGCAAACAUAGUGCUGACCUGAAUAAUCAAUGACAAAAAAAUGGACCUUACAAGGUUAUUUUGACUUUUAAAUUGUUGGAAGGCCAUAAAUCCUGACUGGACUUGUGUCCCAUAAAAUGUUACACUGUUACUGUAGAACCUUUCUCUGUAGUCAAGGUUUUCUGUAUAAUUUGAUUUUGUUUUUCUUAAAGGGAUAGUUUACCCAAAACUCACCCUUAUGUCAUUUAAAUCCUGUAUGACUUAUUCUGUGGAACAUAAAAGAACAUACAGGUGCAUCUCAAUAAAUUAGAAUG
Megalobrama amblycephala (Wuchang bream) is the source of this 2409-nucleotide messenger RNA. RefSeq lists its product as uncharacterized. The record is from RefSeq and is a predicted model, not a curated record. The transcript has 4 exons. NCBI's taxonomy places the organism in Eukaryota, Metazoa, Chordata, Actinopteri, Cypriniformes, Xenocyprididae. Bases 551 to 2149 code for a protein of 532 amino acids. Gene Ontology annotation, cellular component: nucleus.